AUGGAGGACAGCGCGUCACCAGCUCACCUGACGUUGCACUCACAAGAUCAUUCGAAAGAUUCUCAUUGCAACGAGAUAACAGCCGGUUUGACGUUCGACCAGAAUGAUUCGCAAGACUCCAACCGCAGGCCGAAUGAAAGUGAUUUCCUCAUGGCGAUGGAGUCGAUGGAAGGCAACGCACCACAUGCUCCGUCAGAGCAGAAGUCUACCUUGAGCGCUGACUUGCGUGCAAACCACCAUGUCGAAUCUGCCACGAAAGAUCCCAAUGCCACAGCGACAAAGCUUGUGAACCUUUCAAGGGCAAGUGGAAUGUCAGUGUACUCACUAACACCAUUGCGAUCGGACGAUUUCUCCAACCUGGAGGAAUCUUUGCAAGAGCAAGGGAGUUUUCCUGAUAGCAUCGACGAGUAUUGCCCUUCACACGAGUUGGACUUCUCGGGGAUCUCGCUGGGAGAGAAGAGAGGCGGAGAAGGGGAAGGAGGAGAAUCGAACCACGUCGCAAACGAGAUGGACCUGUCCAACAUAUCUUUGUCGGAAUGCAAGAAGCUGCUGGUUCAGAGUGCGGAGCUACUGAGUUUGGAACGGAAGGAGAAGGAGGAAGCGACGCUUGCGCUUGCUGAGCUCCGAGACGAGCUCAUGUCGCGUCAGAAGCAAUUGCGGCUGGGGCAGCCUGGCGAUGCGUCGCAGAUGCAGACAGGAGGGGGGGAGGAGGAGACAGAGCAGGAGCGAGCGAGCGGAGCAGGGAUAGAAGGAGGGGCGGAAGAGAUCGAAAAAGACGUUUCAAAAAUGGUCAUGAAGGAGCUCAAAGAGAUGAUUGGAUUUGUCGAGAUGGAGCUCGAGCUUUGUCAAGAGCUUUCCAUGAUCGCUCUCACUGAUUCUCCAUUCUCAGAGCAAGAGGCCGGAAGUGGUUCCUCCCCUGUGGAAAGGCUCUGGCGCAUCCUCCGCCUGUGCGUGUCUGUGAUUCCAAGCACUAGAGAAUGUCCUAUGAUCAUGGAGAUCUUCAGACAUCAGGCCAUGGCUUCGCCUGCUUUCCUCCCACCGCCUUCUCUGUGCUCUCAGUCGAAAGACGGAAACAGCGAAACUUCCUUCGAGGGGGAACUUGCGCCGCUAGAGAAAAUCAGCCUGGUCCAGCAGAGGAUCAUGAACUUGUCCCGGAGCCUCCACAAGGACGGACAGUCAAGCCAGGAUAUUCCUCGUGAUGGAGAUGAUGAGCUACUGGUGGAGGGCGAGUCGCCCGGCCUGCUGGACAUGUCGAACGAGACUGAGAGCAGGGAAAGGCGGAAGGGAAACUCCCGAGAGAUGCAGGGCCGGGAGUUGGGAGGCCGGGAGGAAAGAGGCCAGUACGCAGGGGAGGACCAGAUCCCAGCAUGGAGAGAGGAGGAGGAUAUGCAAUCAGAAUCUCGCAAGUCCUCACGAUCCGAAUCGCAUGUCCGCUUCUCGCCUCCUACCAUCCUGACGCCCAAGAACCUUCCCGACAGAUCGAGGAUCAGGAGCGUUAGCUCCAUCAGUAUGGAAGACGUGUCGCUGGCAGCGAGCGGGAAGAUCACACUGGAGGAUGCGAUCUCUUUAAUCUCAAAGGGGAUGAAGACGAAGCCAAAAGUGAAGUCUUGCCUAUCAGAGGGGAACUCAAUGCAUACAAGAGACCUGUCCUCGUUCAAGCGACCUCAACCCGUAGAAGACAAAGCUGUGAGCAGCGCAGGAAAGAAGAAGGAAGAACGAGACAGCAGGCACCUCACCAGCUCUGAUCACAGCGCGCGAUCACACCAGUCCAAGAAGAAGGCGGAUCAUGGAAAGAGAAUCGCCGAGUCAAUACUCCCAGCUUGCAAACUCCUGGCUGAGGCAUCCUUGAAGGAUGCCGAGGACGCGAGCCCCUCUGCGAGGAGGAGACGGACUACAUCCCCCGUCACCUGCCAGAGGGGACCUCUAGGACACACGCAUUGCCGUAGCUGGAACAAGAAGAUCAGCUCCUACUCCACGAAGCCCAUCCUAGAGCUCCAUCAGAGCAUCUACAACCGCAAGGAGGAGGAGGAAGAAGAAAAGACGGUUCGACUUCCUCCUGUGGUCGAGACGUGGUGGGAAAGGAUUGCUGAGGCACGAGAUCGAAGGGCAAACAUGAUUUCGAGGAAGAAGUGA
This is a messenger RNA of Guillardia theta CCMP2712, 2133 nucleotides long. RefSeq lists its product as hypothetical. The transcript is spliced from 19 exons. NCBI's taxonomy places the organism in Eukaryota, Cryptophyceae, Pyrenomonadales, Geminigeraceae. Bases 1 to 2133 code for a protein of 710 amino acids. The record is from RefSeq and is a predicted model, not a curated record.